This is a messenger RNA of Scaptodrosophila lebanonensis, 2684 nucleotides long. RefSeq names its product frizzled (gene fz). The record is from RefSeq and is a predicted model, not a curated record. Gene Ontology annotation, cellular component: plasma membrane. The transcript has 5 exons. Gene Ontology annotation, molecular function: Wnt receptor activity; Wnt-protein binding. NCBI's taxonomy places the organism in Eukaryota, Metazoa, Arthropoda, Insecta, Diptera, Drosophilidae. Gene Ontology annotation, biological process: non-canonical Wnt signaling pathway; canonical Wnt signaling pathway. Bases 464 to 2278 code for a protein of 604 amino acids.
GCCAUGUGGUUGUGCUCACGGUUGAAUUUAAAUUCGUAAGUUGGACGCGCGUCUCGUGUUUUACGUGAAUUUUACGCACGGUACUUUGUCCGCCGCCGGUACUGCUUACAACUACAACAUCCCUAAGCAAGGAAGCAACACAAAAGGAAAUUCAAGAAAAAAGUGCAAGUGCAAGCAGUAAGGAAAAUAAAAGUAAAGCAAAUACAUAAGAGCCGAAAAUUGAAAUCAAAUUCGUCAAAGUAAUAAGCAAGAGCUGCAAAGCAAAAAUGUUUAAAUAUUUGUGUAAUAUUUAAUUUUUUUCCAUCUGUGCCGGCCGUGUGCGUGUGUGCGUGCGUGUGUUUGUUUGUGUGUCAAUAUGCAUCGGCAAGUCAAAGUGUAAAAAAGUCAAACAAAUUAUUUGCCAAACACAAAGCAAGAGAAGAGUAAACAAACAAAUUACAGAUACGCGCCAAAAAUCCACAAAAUGCUCGGCCUGCAAAUGUCGUGUCCCGUUGACGUCACAGGGCGCUUGUUGUUAUUGUUGUUGUUGUCGCUGGUCCCGCCAGUGCCCAUACAGGCCGUACAGCGCUACGAUCAAGCACCACUGGACGCCAGUUCGUAUUAUCGCAGUGGCGGCGGCCUGGCCGCCAGUGCAGCCACCGGUGGCGAACUGAGCGCCACCGCCAAUUCCGCCGAUGGUUUUCCGCAUCAUAAUCGAUGUGAGCCCAUCACCAUAUCCAUCUGCAAGAACAUACCCUACAACAUGACCAUUAUGCCCAAUCUGAUUGGUCACACCAAGCAGGAGGAGGCCGGUCUCGAGGUCCAUCAGUUUGCGCCGCUCGUCAAGAUUGGCUGCAGCGCCGACCUUCAGUUGUUCCUCUGCUCCCUCUACGUGCCCGUCUGCACCAUUCUCGAGCGCCCCAUACCGCCGUGUCGUUCGUUGUGCGAGUCCGCGCGUGUUUGUGAAACCCUCAUGAAAACCUACAACUUCAAUUGGCCCGAGAACUUGGAGUGCUCCAAGUUUCCGGUGCACGGCGGCGAGGAUUUGUGUGUGGCCGAGAACACAACCUCAUCGACGCCAGCGCCUACGCGCAGUGCCCCAAAAGUGACCACCAGGAAGAACCCCCUGGGCAUAGAGGGCUCCCAUCGCAACAUUGGUUUCGUCUGUCCCGUCCAGCUGAAGACGCCACGCGGCAUGGGCUACGAACUGAAAGUUGGUGGCAAGGAUCUGCACGAUUGUGGCGCCCCUUGCCAUGCCAUGUUCUUCCCGGAACACGAGCGCACGGUGCUGCGAUACUGGGUUGGUUCCUGGGCGGCAAUCUGCGUGGCUAGUUGUCUCUUUACGGUGCUCACCUUUCUGAUUGACUCGUCGCGUUUUCGUUAUCCGGAGCGUGCAAUUGUGUUUCUGGCUGUCUGCUAUCUGGUGGUCGGCUGUGCCUAUGUGGCAGGUCUCGGUGCGGGGGAUUCGGUUUCGUGCCGCGAACCAUUUCCGCCGCCGGUGAAGCUGGGACGGUUGCAGAUGGUAUCGACCAUAACGCAGGGCCAUCGUCAGACCACAGCUUGCACCGUAUUAUUCAUGGCAUUGUAUUUCUGUUGCAUGGCCGCAUUCGCUUGGUGGUCGUGUUUGGCGUUCGCCUGGUUCCUGGCCGCUGGCCUCAAAUGGGGCCACGAGGCAAUUGAAAAUAAAUCGCAUUUAUUCCAUUUGGUUGCGUGGGCCGUUCCCGCAUUGCAGACCAUAUCCGUGUUGGCGUUGGCGAAAGUUGAAGGUGACAUUUUGUCGGGAGUGUGCUUUGUGGGCCAACUGGACUCCCACUCCCUGGGCGUAUUCCUCAUUCUGCCGCUCUGCAUUUAUCUAUCGAUUGGCGCCCUGCUCCUCCUGGCCGGCUUCAUCUCGCUCUUCCGCAUACGCACCGUGAUGAAGACGGAUGGCAAGCGCACGGAUAAAUUGGAGCGCCUGAUGCUUCGCAUUGGUUUCUUCUCGGGUCUCUUCAUACUGCCGGCUCUGGGGCUGCUCGGCUGCCUCUUCUACGAGUACUACAACUUCGAUGAGUGGAUGAUUCAGUGGCACCGUGACAUUUGCAAGCCCUUCUCCAUACCCUGCCCGGUAGCACGGCCGCCGGGCACCGCCGAGGCUCGUCCCAUCUUCCAGAUCUAUAUGGUCAAAUACCUGUGCUCCAUGCUGGUGGGUGUGACCUCAAGUGUGUGGCUCUAUUCCAGCAAGACGAUGGUCAGUUGGCGGAACUUCGUGGAGCGACUGCAGGGCAAGGAGCCCCGGACGCGCGCUCAGGCGUAUGUCUAGUAUGAGACGGCUGGUGCAGCUGAGCCGGCGAAUGAGAGUUACUUAGUGUUUAGUACGUAGACGGCUACGAAUAUACAUACAGACAUAUAUACGAGCAUAUUAUAUACAUAUAAAUAUAUACAUAUUUGUGUGAGUCCAAUUUAAAGUAGAACGUAGAGCAUCAACUAUUCGUAUGCCUCAUCCAAUCACCCCAUUCACCCCAUUCACCCCACUCUGCAGUCGUAGUUGUAGUUGUAGCCUAGUGUUAUGGCAUUGAUCACAGCUUUGUAUAAAGUUCAUCUGAAAAUACAACAAAAUCAAAAGUUAACUAUAAGUCAACGUUUAAAGCUCCAAGUAAAUUAUACGAGUAUGUAAUUAAAAGAAAGAAAACAAAGAAGAAAAAGCUGAGCAUCUUUGUUUGUGCUAA